AUGAAACGUAAACGGGACAAAAUUGGUACAACCGAUGACCCCUCUAAAGAAACAGUUCAUAAUAUACCUUCACUUUCUUCUCAGGAUGAAAUUAUCGAACAAUUGUUAAAUCGACUAACGACCACUACUCCAAUAAUGACACAAGUUCUUUAUCAAACUAGUGCCUUUGAAAUCGAAUCAACAACUUCAAAAAGUAUUGAAUAUUCGAAUUACAUCAGAGAAAGAGUCAAAGUGAUCUUAGAGCUUAUCGAGGAACUUGUUUCUGAAUUGGAAUUAAUUAAAACCGAUCAACAAAUAAUCGAUGAAUCAGUAAUAACUGUCUAUACUCUACGUGUGGAUUCUGUUGCAGAGCAAGCCUACCAGUGUCAAGAGUUAUUGAACCAGAUAACAAAUGUAGAAAAUCAUGAAGUAGAGGCCUGA
Messenger RNA from Cetraspora pellucida, 420 nucleotides. The record is from the annotation of a GenBank genome assembly. Lineage: Eukaryota; Fungi; Glomeromycota; Glomeromycetes; Diversisporales; Gigasporaceae.